CCGGGCCGCACCCGGAAGUGCGUCACUACUUGUGACCUUGCAGUUCUUCUUCAUCUGUUGUGCAGCCUGAGAGAGGACGAGCAUGGCGAGUAAAGACCCCGGAGGUAUUCUGCAGCAGCUGCGGCAGAUAGCAGCCAGGAUGUCAGCAGGGCCUCGGGGUGCAGGACUCGGCCUCAAGCUGCUGGUGGGUGCUGGAGCUCUGGCUUAUGGAGUAAAGGAAGCAACAUACACAGUUGAAGGAGGACAGAGAGCCGUCGUCUUCAACAGGUUCGGAGGGAUGCAGAUGGACACCGUCCUCUCUGAGGGACUCCACUUCAGGAUUCCCUGGAUCCAGUAUCCCAUCAUCUACGACAUCAGAGCCAGACCCAGGAAGAUCUCCUCGCUCACCGGAAGCAAAGACCUCCAGAUGGUGAACAUCUCCCUGCGAGUUCUGUCCCGGCCGCUGGCGUCCAACCUUCCCAUCCUCUACCAGCAGCUCGGUAAAGACUACGACGAGCGCGUCCUGCCGUCCAUCGUCAACGAGGUGCUGAAGAGCGUGGUGGCAAAGUUCAACGCCUCUCAGCUCAUCACCCAGAGAGCACAGGUUUCCCUGCUGAUCCGCAGAGAGCUGUUCGAGCGGGCGAAGGACUUCAACAUCAUCCUGGACGACGUGGCCAUCACCGAGCUCAGCUUCAGUCGAGAGUACACGGCCGCCGUCGAGGCCAAACAAGUCGCCCAGCAGGAGGCACAGCGAGCUCAGUUUUACGUAGAAAAGGCCAAACAGGACCAAAGGCACAAGAUCAUCCAGGCCGAAGGAGAAGCUGAGGCCGCAAAGAUGCUGGGUCAGGCCGUGACGAAGAACCCGGGCUACCUGAAGCUGAGGAAGAUCCGGGCGGCGCAGAACAUCGCCAAGACGGUGGCGCAGUCCCAGAACAAGGUGUACCUGAAUGCUGACAGCCUGGUGCUCAACCUCCAGGACAAAGACAACUUCAAUUUGUUGCUGGGGAAGUAAGAGGACGUCCCAUCAUUCCUUCUGCAGAAAUAAAUCUUCAUCACUCAUUUCUUGCGUCUCGGCCGCUGUCGACUCCACACCAGGUCAAUCUGUGAAUCUGCCGUGUUUACAUGCCACUAAAAAAUAAAUGGACUUUAACCGGCAGAGUUUCACCACCGUGGAUUUAUUUUGAAAGGUUUCUCUGGUGUCGGUAAAAGUCUUCAUCCUUCAGUUCUUCUGUCAUAAUCAUCUGUAGACGAUAACCGCAGAAUAAUGUUUAUUUGUGAAUAAAAGCAGUUUACCCCGUUGAGAAUAUCUGUAUUUUAUGGAUUUCUUUCUCUGCAGAAAAGUUGAGUUUAAAGUCGUGUUUCAAACUGGAGAAAUUAUUUAUGCACAUUUUCCCUUCAGACACUGGAGCGUCAUUAGUUAGAACAAACUGUUUUACUUUCUGCUCUGACUUUCUUAAUAAACAAACAUCAAGUUCAGGACAUUAAGACGACUCAUGUUGAUG
Anoplopoma fimbria (sablefish) is the source of this 1481-nucleotide messenger RNA. It is a transcript of the gene phb2a, whose product is annotated as prohibitin 2a. The transcript is spliced from 10 exons. Bases 83 to 991 code for a protein of 302 amino acids. The record is from RefSeq and is a predicted model, not a curated record. Lineage: Eukaryota; Metazoa; Chordata; Actinopteri; Perciformes; Anoplopomatidae. Gene Ontology annotation, cellular component: membrane; mitochondrion. Gene Ontology annotation, biological process: mitochondrion organization.